Messenger RNA from Rosa chinensis, 1163 nucleotides. RefSeq names its product annexin D1. Gene Ontology annotation, molecular function: calcium-dependent phospholipid binding; calcium ion binding. The coding region runs from base 48 to 998 and encodes 316 amino acids. The record is from RefSeq and is a predicted model, not a curated record. The transcript has 5 exons. Lineage: Eukaryota; Viridiplantae; Streptophyta; Magnoliopsida; Rosales; Rosaceae. Gene Ontology annotation, cellular component: cytoplasm.
ACUUAUAUUAAGGACAAACAUCGAGUUUCUUACACAGAAUACUGAAGAUGUCGACCCUUACAGUCCCAGCACAAGUUCCUUCUCCGGCCGAAGACUCCGAGCAGCUCAAAAAAGCCUUCAAAGGAUGGGGAACCAAUGAGGACUUGAUCAUAUCCAUCUUGGGGCAUAGAAAUGCUGCUCAAAGAAAAGCUAUCCGAAAAACUUAUGCCGAAAGUUAUGGAGAAGAUCUCCUUAAGGAACUGGACAAAGAACUUACAAGGGACUUUGAGAGGAUUGUUAUGCUUUGGACGCUUGAUCCUGCUGAGCGCGAUGCAUUUUUAGCCAAUGAGGCGACAAAGAAGUGGACUUCAAGCAAUCAGGUUCUUGCGGAAAUAGCCUGCUCUAGGUCAUCACAUGGCCUACUUUUGGCAAGGCAGGAAUAUCAUUCGCGCUACAAGAAGUCCCUUGAAGAGGAUGUUGCACAUCACACAACUGGGGACUUCCGCAAGCUUUUGGUGCCCCUUGUCAGCUCAUAUAGAUAUGAGGGAGAUGAGGUGAACAUGACUCUGGCAAAAUCAGAGGCUAAGCUACUCCAUGAAAAGAUCUCCGACAAAGAAUACAAUCAUGAGGAGAUCAUCAGGAUUUUGGCUACACGUAGCAAAGCGCAGAUCAAUGCAACUCUCAAUCACUACAAGAAUGAAUUUGGUAAUGAUAUCAAUAAGGAUUUGAAAGCUGACCCCAAGGACGAGUACCUCGCAAUUCUAAGGUCCACAAUCAAGUGCUUGAUCUGCCCUGAGAAGUAUUUCGAGAAGUCUCUUCGUCUGGCAAUCAACAGACUAGGAACGGAUGAAGGUGCUCUCACCAGAGUUGUUGCUACAAGGGCUGAGGUUGACCUGAAGAUUAUAAAGGAGGAGUACCACAAGAGGAAUAGUGUCACUCUGGAUCAGGCCAUUAAGAAAGACACUCAUGGGGAUUAUGAGUCAGUGCUACUGGCCCUGGUUGGACAUGAGAAUGCUUAAACCUAUAUGGUCUUUUGAGGACACAUUAUACUUGAUGUGUUAUGUGGUUUCUUACGUUUUGAGGUUAUGCCUCUUUGAAUAAAACUAUCUGCGGCAAUAUGACAUUACAGAUUCAUAUUUGAAAUAAAUAGUUGCCUCAAGUAAAGUUGAAGUUGUUAAAGUUAA